AUGCCGGGCCUGUACUGCCCCUCCAGCUGGACGCCGCUGCCCCUCACGGACUCCUGGGUCCGGGCCUGCGCCAACGGACCCUGCCUGAGCCUGCGGGCCCGGCUCACCUACCACAACCCGCAGCCGCAGCCGGUGGACGGCGUGUUCGUGUACCCGCUGGCUGAGGCAGAGGUGGUAUCCGGCUUCGAGGCCGAGGCGGCCGGACGGCGAGUCUCCUUCCAGCUGCAGAGCCGGCGCCGCUCGCAGGCCGCCUGCUGCCGCGCGCUGGGCCCCGGGUUGGGGACCUCAACCCCCCGCCGCUGCGCGCAGGGUCAUCUUGUCUUGGAUCUGGCCCAGGCCUGGUCCACGCUGGUGCUGCCCACAGGCCUUAUUGCUGCGGCUGGCACCAUGACAGUGACCCUGCGCAGCAGCCGGGAGCUGCCCUCAAGGCCUGAUGGGGUGCUGCGUGUGGCCCUGCCCACCGUGUUCACCCCGCUGGCCCUGCCUGGCCCACCAGGGCCCCCCAGGCCUCCGGGGCUCUGUGACGACAGCCCCACAAGCUGCUUCGGGGUGGGCAGCCCUCAGGAGGAAGGCCUGGCCUGGGAGGAGCUGGCUGCCCCUCAGGACGUGUUUUCAGGCCCUGCCCGCUGUCCUGCCCCAUAUACCUUCUCCUUCGAGAUGCUGGUGACUGGGCCAUGCCUGCUGGCAGGCCUGGAGAGCCCCUCUCAUGCCCUACGGGCAGAUGCCCCUCCUCAUGCCAGCUCUGCAGCCACCAUCUGUGUCACACUGGCAGAGGGCCAUCACUGUGACCGGGCCUUGGAGAUCCUGCUGCACCCCAGUGAGCCCCAUCAGCCACACCUGAUGCUGGAGGCCGGCAGCCUGAGCUCAGCAGAAUAUGAGGCCCAGGUGAGGGCCCGCCGAGAUUUCCAGAGACUGCAGCGAAGGGACAGUGAUGGGGACCGACAGAUGUGGUUCCUGCAGCGACGCUUUCACAAGGACAUCCUGCUGAACCCCGUGCUGGUGCUGAGCUUCUGCCCAGACCUUAGUUCCAAGCCCGGCCACCUGGCUACAGCUACUCGGGAGCUCAUCUUCCUGUUGGAUGGCAGCAGUGCAGCACACAAGGAUGCGAUUGUUUUGGCUGUGAAGUCUCUACCACUCCAGACGCUCAUUAACCUGGCCAUGUUUGGGACGUCAGUGCAGCCACUCUUCCCUGAGAGCCGGCCUUGUAGUGAUGACACUAUGCAGCUGCUCUGUGAGAGCAUUGAGACCCUGAAGGCUGCAAGUGAUCCCCCAGAUGUGCUGGCUGCACUUGACUGGGCCAUAGGGCAGCCCCAGCACAGAGCCUACCCUCGUCAGCUGUUUCUGCUCACUGCUGCCUCACCCAUGGCCGCCACUACUCACCAAACCCUGGAGCUCAUGAGGUGGCACAGGGGGGCAGCCAGGUGCUUCUCCUUUGGGCUGGGGCCUGCCUGCCACCAGCUGCUCCAGGGUCUGUCUGCCCUCAGCAGGGGCCAGGCCUACUUCCUGAGGCCAGGAGAGAGGCUGCAGCCCAUGCUGCUGCAGGCUCUGCGAAAGGCACUGGAGCCUGCUUUGAGUGACAUUUCUGUGGACUGGUUUGUGCCUGAUGCCAUGGAGGCACUGCUGACCCCCCGGGAGAUCCCAGCACUCUACCCUGGGGACCAGCUGCUCGGUUACUGCUCACUCUUCAGGGUGGAUGGCUUCCGGCCCCACACACCAGGGGGCCAAGAGCCUGGCUGGCAGAGCUUGGGUGGGUCUAUGUUCCCAUCCCCAGAGGAGGCCCCAUCUGCCGCCAGCCCUGGCACUGAGCCCACUGGCACCUCAGAGCCACUGGGAACAGGCACUGUGUCAGCGGAGCUGUCCAGCGCAUGGGCUGCAGGGGACUCAGAGCAGAGUGCUGAUGCUCUAACAGACCCAGUCACUGACGCUGGACCCAACCCCUCCUCAGACACAGCCAUAUGGCACCGCAUCUUCCAGUCCUCAUACAUCCGGGAGCAGUAUGUGCUCACCCACUGCUCUGCCAGCCCUGAGCCAGGCCCAGGUUCCACAGGCAGCAGCGAGUCCCCAGGUUCCCAGGGCCCUGGUUCCCCCGAGGGUAGCGCUCUCUUGGAUCCCCCUUCUCAGCAGGGCUGCCGCGGCCUGGCCUGGGGAGAACCUGCAGGGUGUCGCUCCUGCCCCCUCCCCGUACACCCACCAGCUCCAUUCAAGGCGGGUACCUUGAGUGCUGAGGUGCUGGGCCGGCGGCGCAGAGCAGCUCUGGCUGGCCGAAGCCUCUCGUCCCCACCUGGCCAGGCAAACUCAGUCCCCAACCAACCCCGACACCCUUCUCUGGGUGCAGCACCAGAUGGGCCACACCCUGAGCCAGGCCAACAGUUGGGACAGGGCCUUGAUGACUCAGGACACCUGCUCUCCCCAGCUCCCAUGGACUGGGACAUGUUGAUGGAACCACCCUUCUUGUUCACGGCUGUGCCCUCCAAUCAGGAGUCAGCCCCUCCAGUAGUGCCACUGCCUCCACAGGCUCCACGAUGCCAUGUGGUGAUCCGGGCCCUGUGUGGAGAGCAGCCUAUGUGCUGGGAGGUGGGCAUUGGGCUGGAGACAUUGUGGGGGUCUGGGGAUGGCUCACAGCUUCUGUCACCCCCUGUAAGAGAAGCUGCUUGGGACCAAGCACUCCACCGGCUGACAGCAGCCUCCGUGGUUCGAGACAAUGAGCAGCUGGCUCUUCGAGAAGGGCCUGAGACCACAGCUGACCAGGGCCAUGCUCGGAAAUGCUGGCUUCGAGCCCUUCAGACAAGCAAGGUCAGCUCUGCCCCAUCCCGUUUCACUUGCCCCAUAGCUGUGGAUGCUACUACUAGGGAGGUCCUGCCUGGGGCCCUGCAGGUGCAGAGCUCAGAACCAGCUGAGCCCCCAGGAACCCCUUCUGCCUCUCAGGGCCAUCUAGGUGCAACUCCUCUGCCCACAGUUGUACACACUAAAGGACUUCAGGGAGGCUCUCCGUCAGGAGCCUGGGACCUUGACCAAAACGACAACUCCAAGUCUGCUUUGGGGAACCCCAAAACCCCCACUGGAGGUCAUCACCACCUGCCCCCCCAGCCUCCCUCUAGGCUCAGCGUGAGCCGCCAUCACAGACACUGCAGCCCCGACCCUGGCCAUGCCAGAGAAGGCAGCAAUGAAAGCAACCACGACUACCUGCCUUUGGUGCGGCUACAGGAGGCACCAGGCUCCUUCCGCCUGGACAUGCCCUUCUGUGCCGCGGUGUGCAUCCCACAGGAGCGCCUGUGCCGUGCCUCACCUUUCGCAGCGCACCGGGCCAGCCUCAGCCCCACCUCGGCCUCAUCUCCCUGGGCACUCCUGGGCCCUGGUGUUGGCCAGGGCGACAGUGCCACAGCCUCCUGCAGCCCAUCCCCCAGCUUGGGCUCCGAGGGUCCAGGCCAAGUGGACAGUGGGCGGGGCUCAGACACUGAGACCUCAGAGGGGGCAGAAGGGCUAAGUGGAGCCGACCUGCGGGGCCGGACCUGGGCCACAGCCGUGGCGCUCGCGUGGCUGGAGCACCGCUGCGCCUCCACCUUCGGUGAGUGGGAACUGACAGCAGCCAAAGCUGAUGGCUGGCUACGGGCCCAGCACCUGCCUGAUGGCCUUGACCUGGCCGCCCUCAAGGCUGCAGCUAGGGGGCUCUUCCUACUGCUGCGCCACUGGGACCAGAACUUGCAGUUACACCUACUCUGCUACAGCCCAGCAAAUGUGUGAGGGCUGCCAGCUGCUCCGGCUGGUGUUCCUCAACACACUCAAAUCACUGCCACCCAGAGCCAGUCUCUUGGUGCUGGGAAGGGGUAGGCAGGUGUCGGCCUGUCCCCCACUGCUUCUCCCUCCCUCCCCAGAAUCCUCUUGCCCCCACAAGUGCCUGCCUGUGCUCUCUCCUGCUUCUCCCACCCCAUGAACCCUCCCCUCCCUGCUGAGUGGCUCUUACUACCCCUCGCCCCUUCCCCUCUGUGCUCUGAGCUCCGUGCUGCACAGUGGAAAGGGAGAGAGCCACAGUCCCCAAAUCCUAUGCAAUAAAGUGCCUCUUAGGAC
Galeopterus variegatus (Sunda flying lemur) is the source of this 4065-nucleotide messenger RNA. RefSeq names its product von Willebrand factor A domain containing 5B2 (gene VWA5B2). The transcript has 19 exons. Lineage: Eukaryota; Metazoa; Chordata; Mammalia; Dermoptera; Cynocephalidae. The record is from RefSeq and is a predicted model, not a curated record. Bases 1 to 3741 code for a protein of 1246 amino acids.